AUGGGGGGCGGUUUAGCGUUUUUAAACAAGAAAUCAUGGCACACCGGUGGCUUCCAAAUGAUCGAAGAGGUCUGGAAGCGAGAGCAACAAGCCGAACACGAGAAGAGAAAACUGGAGGAGAUGAAGAAGGAAAUUCAAGAGGAGAGAAAGUUGGCGGAGUUGCAACAAGACGCCGUGGACGCCGGACAUUCAAAGAAGAGCGAACGGUUGGAUUGGAUGUAUAAAGGUUCGUUAGCGGAAGGGACGAGAUUAGAAGAUACGAAAUUUACUCGAGCAGAAGGAGAGGAAGAACCGGAAGAGUUGAAACGAGAACGAGAACGACGAGAGGACUUGCCGCCGGAACGACCGGAACGGAGGGCGGAAUAUCUCGCGCCGAAUAUGGACGACCCGAAACAAAGAGUCGAGCAGUGGAAUAAAAUGAACAACGAUCCACUGUUGGCGAUGAAACAACGCGAGAUACAAGCCAGAGAAAAUAUCGCGAGCAAUCCGGUGAGGAGAGAACAAAUAAGACGAGAAGUGGACGAGAGGAAAAGACGAAAGAAGGAAAAAGCGAGAGAGAAGAAAGAACGCAAACGCGCGAAGAAGGAACGGAAGAAGGAAAAGUAUCGCGAGAAAAUCAGAGAAGAAGUUCGCGAGGAAGAGAGGAGAAAAGGAGGAAAAUCCUCGCGUCGUAGUCGCCGGGGUCGUGACGACUAUAGUGGUAGCAGCAGCAGUGGUAGCGACGACGACGACGACGACGACGAUUCUUCCUCCACGUCUUCGUAUUCUCGAGAGAGAAGACGAAAAAGACGCAGCAAAGAAUCUUCCUCGAGAAAAAAAAGAAGACAUUCAUCUCCUUCAUCUUCGAGGUCGAGAAGCCGAUCACCGCCACCUCGUCGAAAGUCAACCAUCGAAAGAGAAAAAGACGAUCAAUACGGCAUGUCGUACGCAAACGAGCGCGCGGAACAGGCAGCUGAGGCGAGAAGAAAUCGAAGACAUGAAUGGCGCGAGAGCGAAAAAGAAAAAGAACGAAGAGCGCCGAAAGUGGAACAACCAAAAUGGGAUUCGAGACGAAAUAACGUCGGGCACAGAGCUGGAAAGCUUUCGCAAGAAGAGAAAGAGAAGAGGUUGAGAGAAAUGAACGAAGCGGCGGAGAAUUACGAUUCGCACCGCUCCUCGAGAAGGGAUAAAUUAGACAAAGACGCGAGAGAGACGAACGAGGAGAUUCAUCGAGACUUGGAGUCUGAUAAGAAGAAAGACGCACAGCCUUCCUUCUUAAGCUCGGAGCGAAAAAGCGCCUACGGCGGUAGAAGACGAUAG
This is a messenger RNA of Bathycoccus prasinos, 1299 nucleotides long. RefSeq lists its product with no specific name. The transcript is spliced from 2 exons. Bases 1 to 1299 code for a protein of 432 amino acids. Gene Ontology annotation, cellular component: U2-type spliceosomal complex. Lineage: Eukaryota; Viridiplantae; Chlorophyta; Mamiellophyceae; Mamiellales; Bathycoccaceae. The record is from RefSeq and is a predicted model, not a curated record. Gene Ontology annotation, biological process: mRNA splicing, via spliceosome.